UCUGCUCACCAUCACAUAAGUUAACAUGUUCACCUCUGUGUUGUUGAUGUGCAUGCUGGUGGCUGCUGGUGUGGCUCUUCCAGUGGGCUAUGAUGUACCCAUCCCUUACAACUUUAAUUAUGGGGUGAGCGCCGGAAGCACCAUCUUUGGCCAACAGGAGAGCGGUGAUGGUUCUAACGUCAAGGGUACAUACUAUGUGAACCUUCCUGACGGUCGUGUGCAAACUGUGGGUUACUGGGCCGAUGGUAGUGGUUACCACCCAACAGUGACCUACCAGGGCACUGCUAGUUAUCCCAGCUAUGCUCCUUCUUACGGCUACCACUGAUAUUCUCCUAAUGAAACACUUCAAGUUUCACGCAGUUUAAUACUCAUAAUUUAAGUUUCCUCUUGAUAUAAUAAAUACUGUGAAAAUGUAUUUUACAGAUAUUUGUCUUGGCUAAAAUUCGGGUACUAUACGAUUAAUUAAAUUAACUAGAUUAAAUAUAUUAAGAAGGGCAAGUUGGCCAGAAGAUUCAUUGAAUAUAUUUUGUCUUACAAGUCCUGACAACUGGUCUCGUGCACCUUUUUUCCUGCUUCUGCAAAUUACGUUUAUGUUAAUAAAAAUAUAAAUAUUAUGUUUUAUAUAUUUUAAAAAAUCCAGUUAUUUUAGCCAAUGGUGUAAAUAGACUGAAUCAUUUUUCUCAUAAGCUUCCUCCUCGGGGAAGGUGCUUUGAUGU
This is a messenger RNA of Cherax quadricarinatus, 716 nucleotides long. Its product is annotated as cuticle protein 7-like. The record is from RefSeq and is a predicted model, not a curated record. Lineage: Eukaryota; Metazoa; Arthropoda; Malacostraca; Decapoda; Parastacidae. Gene Ontology annotation, cellular component: extracellular matrix.